Messenger RNA from Letharia lupina, 1089 nucleotides. RefSeq lists its product as uncharacterized. The transcript is spliced from 5 exons. Lineage: Eukaryota; Fungi; Ascomycota; Lecanoromycetes; Lecanorales; Parmeliaceae. The coding region runs from base 1 to 1089 and encodes 362 amino acids. The record is from RefSeq and is a predicted model, not a curated record.
AUGGCCUAUCGCAGGUGGAAUUGGGGACUGUUGGCAUACUGCGCCAUCGUCACACUUGCGGAUUUCCUUGCCCAAUGUUUUCAAUGCGUACCGCUUCCAGGAUUGUGGAACAAAAGCGUGAAAGCACGAUGCUUCGCGCCAGCUCAUAUGACCCAGAUCACCAAGUUUCAGGGCGGUUCGGCUGUCAUAACGGACAUCCUCUGCGUACUGUUGCCCAUGUUGGUCCUCCGAAAUCUACAGGUCAGUCAACGGGAAAAAAUAGCUAUCUUCGUUGUCAUAGGAUUUGGAUUCUUUACCGCCGCAACCGCCAUUGCUAGAACUUCACUCGUUGAUUUUACAAGCAAGAACCCUACUUGGGAUCUCAUUCCCGUUGCCAUUUGGUCUUGCCUCGAACAAAACAUCGGCGUAAGCGUCGCCUCCUUGCCAGCCCUGCCCCAACUCCUCAACAUCCGCAAACAGCCAUAUCCAUCCCGUUCGUCCGAAGGAUUCUGCAACCACCACCACCACAACACCCGCCCCCCUCUCAAUGCCUUCGCCAUGAUCUCAGACAGCGAUCGUAUCCGCCUCCCCAACGAUGUUUCCUCCACUGAAACCAGCAGCCGCGAGGAAUUGUCAACUCUAACGCCAAAGAUGAGCGAUAUCGAAAGCUACCGCGACACAAGAGCGAGCCUGAUAAGUCUCAGCAUGGUCUCCCCGCCCCUCUGGACCGACCGCAAAAUCUCCUCAGCCGAAACGGUAGAGAUGAGCCGCGUGUCUCCAACCCCGACCUUCGUGGAACGCAAACCCUCAUCGAGGGAAAAAUUAAGACUCAGCAUGGUGGCCCCGUCCUGGGGCCAUAAGAAAACAUCAUCCGCGGACAAGGCAUACAGCCCGAACAACAGAAGGCUGAGCAUGGUCUCCCCCUUAUCCCUGGAUCGGCCGCCCUCUCCCUUUUCCGCCGCAAGGGUGCAGCAGCUCGGGAAGUUCGAGGAGACCGGCUUGCGGCACUCACGGGUCGCGACGCCGGAGGAAAUGGUGUCGUUGGGGAAUCAGGCGGCAUGUGGGUACUCGUGCACGAUUGAGGGGGGCACACCGAAGGGGACGCCGUAA